AUUCGCGAGUCCACGCUCCUCGCCCGGUGCCUCGACCGCCGCUCAGUACCCACCCGCCAUGCCGGCGCUGAUACGGUGUCUGGCGGGGCGGUCCUGUCGGGUGCGGGCGGUCAGUGCCCUCUGGCCGGUGGUGGUGAAAGGGUCGUCCAGUGCUCCUCUGUCGCCGUCACUGCGGUGCCCCGACCCCGGACUGCCGUACCGCUGCCGUGCACUACAGACAUCAGCCCGUUCCACCACCGCCGCCACCAUGCACGUGCCGUCGCCGGUCAGCCUGCAGGAGCCGAUGGUGGUGCCGCUGAAGACGCUGAUGGGCCCCGGCCCGUCCAACGCGCACCCGCGCGUCCUGGAGGCGCAGAGCCAGCCGCUGCUUGGCCACCUGCACGCUGAGUUCUGCAAGAUAAUGGACGACUGCAAGGACGGGAUCCGCUAUAUGUUCCAGACGGAGAACCGCGUCACCCUGGCGCUCUCCAGUACCGGUCACGGCGGCAUGGAGUGCGUCAUGGCCAACCUGCUGGAGCGGGACGACGUCAUUCUGAUCGCCCAUAAUGGCGUCUGGGGCGAGCGCAGCUCCGACAUGGCGCGGCGGCAGGGCGCCGUGGUGCACCAGAUCAAGGAGCCGGCCGGCUCGGGGUUCUACCUGCAGGAGCUGCGCGCCGCCCUGGACGUGUACAAGCCCAAGGUGCUGUUUGUGACGCACGGAGAGUCCUCCACCGGGGUGCUGCAGAACCUCAACGGAAUCGGAGACGUCUGCAAGGCCCACGACUGUCUGUUUGUGGUGGACACGGUGGCCUCGCUGGGCGGAGUGCCGUUCUACGCCGACCAGUGGGGCGUGGAUGUGGUCUACACGGGCUCACAGAAGGUGCUCAGCGCUCCGCCCGGCACUGCGCCCAUCUCACUCAGCGAGAACGCCUGGCAGAAGAUUAUCAACCGUAAGACGCCGAUCAGCUCAUUCUACUUUGAUCUGACCAUGCUGGCCAACUACUGGGGAUGCGACGAAGGACCACGCAAAUACCACCACACGGGGCCCAUCUCCAGCAUCUACGCGCUGCGCGAGGCUCUGGCUAUCGCCUGCACCGAGGGCCUAGAGUCGCUCUGGGAGCGUCACCAGCGCUGCGCCCAGCGACUGUACGCUGGUCUAGCCGAGAUGGGACUGAAGCUGUUCGUGGAGAACGAGACGUUCCGCCUGCCGACGGUGACCACGGUCAAAGUACCCGAGGGAGUCGACUGGAAGGCGGUCUCCGCCUACUGCAUGACCAAGCACAAGCUGGAGAUCUCUGGCGGCCUGGGUCCGUCUGCCGGCCUUGUCUGGAGGAUCGGCCUGAUGGGCGCCAACGCCACCGACGAGAAAGUCGACUUUGUGCUCGAGUGUCUCCGAGAGGCGCUGGCAGACGUCAAAAAGACCGUUGACUCGCUUACAUUGUAGGCGAGAAAUAGUCGGGCAAGCUGAGGCUAAAAAGGGGACAGGUAUCACUUUUGGUGAAGAGUCACAAACAAAAUUGCAAAGUCAGCUAUCUGCUGCUACUAACGGACAGAGACGCUGACCAAUCCGCUCCGAGAAUAACGGAGACGACUGAGAACCGACCGACCAGUAGAAAUUGGCACCCGGUGCCUCCAUUCCCCUAACGCCGUUGGCCGCCUAUGGGCGCUAUAAGGGGAUUUCCAGUCCCCUGGGCUCAGGACCAGGUUCAGGCCUAGUUCGGCACCCCAGCCAGGAAAGUGGCGUGAAUAACGACCUCACCGGUGGGGCGGACUGAUUAGGAUGGUGGUCUUACGAACGGAGGAACCAAUGCCGGGACCACAGGAUGUAAAUGCAAUGAAACCCUUGCCAGGAGUAGCGUGAGCUGAGCUGAGUGCGAAUGCAACGUAACUAUACAACUUUUGCAUAUUGUUGGAUGUUUUUACUGCAUGUUGCAUAUUUUGAUACCUUUACAAUUAUGGCAUUGUUACGGUUCCAGGUGCCUGUUAUAGCGUUGAAUCAUUGUUGAAAUUGCAUAAUGGCAUAUACUAUUACGCAAUACGCAUUCCACACACUGUUACUAUUAUGCACAUGAAGUAUUACGCAGGUGGUGCCUGAAAGAAGAAAAAAGCUUCCAUUCGCGGUAGACAGCGUGCAUUCCGACUUGGUGCGCCUAACUGCCAGUGUCUUAGAACGGCGUUUGUGUCGAAUGUUAGAUAUAUCGUAGCUACAGUUGAUAACCUGUCAUAAUUGCAGACAGACGGACCGAUGACUCUGGUGAGAAAAUAUUUUUAUACUGGGAAUGCAUUUAUCAUGCUGCGGUUGGCGACUUAGCACUGUGAAUGCCAGUGACGACCGACCCGACUUGUUUGUUCAAACGAGACCCGUACGAAUUUUGAAAUACAUAUAACAUAUAAAUCCUUUA
Messenger RNA from Amphibalanus amphitrite, 2381 nucleotides. RefSeq names its product alanine--glyoxylate aminotransferase-like. The record is from RefSeq and is a predicted model, not a curated record. Lineage: Eukaryota; Metazoa; Arthropoda; Thecostraca; Balanomorpha; Balanidae. The coding region runs from base 59 to 1423 and encodes 454 amino acids. Gene Ontology annotation, molecular function: L-alanine:glyoxylate transaminase activity; L-serine:pyruvate transaminase activity. The transcript has 9 exons. Gene Ontology annotation, cellular component: peroxisome.